CUACUGUGCGCUGUGCUUUUCACAUGCGGAAGUAAUCUGUAUUCCGGAUAUCUAAAUCUUACGCAGAGGCCUUUUUUUUUUUUUUUGUCUUGAUCUUCUCGACAUAGCUUUACAUCAGUGAUUCAUUCUUUCUCAGGAAGAAGAGACAAAAUUGACGUGGUCCAAGCGGUGCUCUGAAACAGUCUUUAGUAAUGGUGAUCCGGAAGUUAUAAACAUUUAAAAAAGCUGUUUAUUCUUUAUUUUUAUCUGCGUUUUGCUGGGCAGAAAGUUGAAGUACUGGACUGCAUAGCUGUAGGCGGCACGCCUUGCCAGCUUUCUCAUUUAGUUUGAGAGUCAUGGCAACAGAGGAGUCCGGAGUUGCAGGUGCAGAGCCCACCCUCUCAUCAGACAGUGGGAGCAAACAAGAGUCUGUAAAACCGAACUAUGCUCUAAAAUUUACUCUCGCGGGACAUACGGAGGCUGUAUCAGCAGUCAAAUUUAGUCCUAAUGGAGAAUGGCUAGCAAGUUCUUCUGCAGAUAAGCUAAUUAUAAUUUGGGGAGCCUAUGAUGGAAAACACGAAAAAACAUUUUAUGGUCACAAUCUGGAAAUAUCAGAUAUUGCCUGGUCAUCAGAUUCCAGUCGUCUUAUUUCUGCCUCAGAUGACAGAACUCUGAAAUUAUGGGAUGUGAGUUCUGGAAAAUGCCUGAAAACGCUGAAGGGACACAAUAAUUAUGUUUUUUGUUGUAAUUUCAACCCACCAUCCAACCUCAUUGUUUCAGGAUCAUUUGAUGAAAGUAUGAAAAUAUGGGAGGUGAAAACAGGAAAGUGCCUCAAGACUUUGUCUGCUCAUUCCGACCCAGUUUCUGCUGUUGAUUUUAACUGUAGUGGCUCCUUGAUAGUGUCAGGUAGCUAUGAUGGUGUGUGUAGAAUCUGGGAUGCUGCAUCAGGUCAGUGUUUAAAAGCACUUAUUGUUGAUGAUAACCCUCCUGUCUCAUUUGUAAAAUUUUCUCCAAAUGGCAAAUAUAUUCUUACUGCUACUUUGGACAAUACUCUUAAAUUAUGGGAUUAUAGCAGGAACAGAUGCCUGAAGACAUACACUGGUCAUAAGAAUGAGAAAUAUUGCAUAUUUGCCAGUUUUUCAGUUACUGGUGGGAAAUGGAUUGUGUCUGGUUCAGAAGACAACCUCGUUUACAUAUGGAACCUACAGACCAAAGAGGUUGUACAGAAAUUACAAGGUCAUACAGAUACUGUAAUCUCAGCAGUGUGUCAUCCUACAGAAAAUAUCAUUGCAUCAGCAGCAUUAGAAAAUGACAAAACAAUUAAACUGUGGAUAAGUAACUACUAAACCCUCUGGAAAUCAUGUAGUGAAGCCAGGUUGACCCAAAUGAGACAUUUUGAAAGAUGUUUUUAUUCUUUUCUUUGUAGAACCAGAAAUAAACACAGUACCAUACACACACAAAAUUUCAGCACUUUUCUAAAAAUACUUUCUUCAUUCUUUAUUAUUAAUUUUUUGAGGGCAGGGGGAUCACAGUAUUAUUCCAUCAUCCAGAGUUCCUCCCCCCAGGUGCUGACCUUGUGGUGCCAGGCUGGGAUCUAUGUCACAUACUCUAGCUCUACCAGGUGAGCUAUCCCUAGUCCUAAUUUCUGUUAAUUUUGAAAUAGUUUACUAUUUCUUUUUAACAGUAUCUUAGAUUAUCCAAUUUUAAGACCUAUAAUCUAAAUUUGUAAAGCAAGACAGCUGGCUUCACAAAUGUAGAACCUAGUAUUUCUGUCUGUCCCUGAGUGGAUUUCCAUUCUGUUCAUUUUUGUGUUCUCUCCUCUUUUUUUUAUUGCCAUGAGGGUUACUGCUUGGCCUUCGUGCUCGCAGUAUGAAUCCAUCACUUCUGGUAGACAUUUCUUUCCCUCCCUUCUAUUUUUGAUAGGACAGAGAGAAAUUGAAAGAGGAGGGGUGUGGUCCAGGAGAUGGUGCAAUGGAUAAAGCUCUGAAGCAGGAGGUCCCAAGUUCAAUCCCUGGCAGCACAUGCAUGAGAGUGAUGUCCGGCUCUUUCUCUCUCCUAUCUUUCUCAUAAAUAAAUAAAUAAAAUCUUAAGAAAAAAAAAGAAAGAGGAGGAGUAGAUGGAGAGGGAGAGAGAUAGACAUUUGCAGACCGGGUUUCACUGCUUAUGAAGCAUUCCCCCUGCAGAUGGCCAGCAGGUUUGAAUCCUGGUCCUUGCACAUAGUAAUGUGUGCACUCAAUUUGGUGCACCUUUACCCUCCCCCACACCUCCAGUUCUGUUCCCAGUGAUUGUUCUGAAAGAUCUGCAUAUUUGAGAUACACAAUUUUCCUCAAAAACGUAAUUGAGUAAAUGAGGGGAACAGCUUCAUUUCUUAACUACUUUCAAUAAACUUAAGUAAUAAAGUUCAAAA
This is a messenger RNA of Erinaceus europaeus (western European hedgehog), 2386 nucleotides long. It is a transcript of the gene WDR5B, whose product is annotated as WD repeat domain 5B. Lineage: Eukaryota; Metazoa; Chordata; Mammalia; Eulipotyphla; Erinaceidae. The coding region runs from base 336 to 1325 and encodes 329 amino acids. Gene Ontology annotation, cellular component: Set1C/COMPASS complex. The transcript is spliced from 2 exons. Gene Ontology annotation, molecular function: histone binding. The record is from RefSeq and is a predicted model, not a curated record.